Messenger RNA from Coturnix japonica (Japanese quail), 5466 nucleotides. Lineage: Eukaryota; Metazoa; Chordata; Aves; Galliformes; Phasianidae. The record is from RefSeq and is a predicted model, not a curated record.
GUGUCCCCUCAGCUCCUCCGGGGCCCGCAGCCUUUGGGCCGGUUGGAGGCCCCGAGCAGCGCCUUGGUCUGACCGCAUCGCCCGGUGCCGCCCUGUGUGCGCUCAGAGGGCGCUCGGGGCGCGGUUUGGGCCGGAGCUGCUCGCGGUGCGGGGCUGUGUUGGCUCUGAUCACCUAUUUUUCCCCACGUAAUUCUGAUGGAAGACCAGCUGGAGUUCCUGCAGCACUGAAUAGUUGCUUGGAGAAGUGGUGAAUGAAUGAAGAUACGGUCGGUGAUGGUUCAGACGUGGGAGCUGCUGCAGAUGUGGUUGCUGCUGGCGCUGCCCUGGGAAGAUGCCUUGAUAGGGAAUUAACACCUGUUAGUGAUGGGCUGUGGGACAAGCAAAGUGCUUCCCGAGCCCCCCAAAGAUGUGCAGCUGGAUCUGGUUAAAAAAGUAGAACCUUACACAGGCCACAGUGACAUCUACAAGCAUUUCAUCAAAGAUGAUGGUGGGACUGUCAUCAAAGCUGGCUCUCCCUCACCCCCGCGUCACACAAACCCAUUUCCUGUUAACCCCCUGCCUGCCCACGCAGCCCAGCCUGAGCCCCGCAAGAACAAAGUGGCCAAAUACCGUGCCAAAUUUGACCCCCGAGUGACAGCCAAGUACGACAUCAAAGCCCUGAUUGGAAGGGGCAGCUUCAGCCGCGUUGUGAGGGUGGAGCACAAGGCCACCAAGCAGCCCUAUGCCAUCAAGAUGAUAGAGACCAAAUACCGGGAGGGGAGGGAGGUGUGUGAGUCAGAGCUUAGCGUGCUCAGGAGGGUUCGCCACACCAAUAUCAUCCAGCUCAUAGAGGUGUUUGAGACCCAGGAUCGCGUGUACAUGGUGAUGGAGCUGGCUACUGGGGGAGAACUGUUUGACAGAAUCAUCGCCAAAGGUUCCUUCACGGAGAGGGACGCCACGCGCGUGCUGCAGAUGGUACUUGAUGGUGUGAGGUACCUGCAUACACUGGGUAUCACACACAGGGACUUAAAACCAGAGAACCUGCUCUAUUACCAUCCUGGAACUGAUUCCAAAAUCAUGAUUACAGACUUUGGUUUGGCCAGUGCUCGGAAGAAGGGGGAUGACUGCCUGAUGAAAACCACCUGUGGGACACCGGAGUACAUCGCUCCCGAGAUCCUGGUCAGGAAACCCUACACCAACUCUGUGGACAUGUGGGCUCUGGGUGUCAUCUCCUACAUCCUCCUGAGUGGGACGAUGCCCUUUGAGGAUGACAACCGUACCCGUUUGUACAGGCAGAUCCUGAAGGGAAAGUACAGCUACUCAGGCGAGCCCUGGCCCAGCGUGUCCAACCUGGCCAAGGAUUUCAUUGACCGCCUGCUCACGGUGGACCCCAGCGACAGGAUGACGGCCCUGCAGGCCCUGAAGCACCCCUGGGUGGUCAGCAUGGCGGCCUCCUCCUCCAUGAAGAACCUGCACCGUUCCAUCUCCCAGAACCUUCUCAAGAGAGCCUCCUCCCGCUGCCAGAGCACCAAGUCAGCACAGUCCACACGCUCCAGCCGCUCCACCAAAUCCAACAAGUCCCGGAGGGUUCGGGAACGGGAGCUUCGAGAGCUCAACCUGCGUUACCAGCAGCAAUACACUGGCUGAGCACCGGGCUGGGACCUGCCCGAAGUCUUUCCAGAUGUCUUCUCUACAGUGUAGGUGUGCAGCACCCUUUGCUGCAGGUUCCUCCCUCCCUUCUUUCAGGUGUUCCCUCCCCCACAUUGUGGAGGAAAAAGGAACCUUGUGGUGGCACUAUGGGCCAGUUGUGCCGCAGGGUCUCACGCAGGGGACGGAGCAGUUCGUUGGCUCAGAGCUCAGAGCCUCGAGGAACACACAAAUUAAGGAGCCACAAAUGGGGAGGAGCUCUUUCUGUAGCCCAGGAGCCUGGUUGUUCAUAGUUAUUUAUUAAUUCCACUCACAUAUGGAAACAAAAUCACUUUGUAUGUGCACACGUAGCACAUACACACCUCUGUGUGUGUGUGUAUUUGUAAAAAAUUCAUAUAUACACACAUUCCAAGCUGGUUUUGUCACACUCUGAGGUGCCUUUGCAGUGAAGCCGGUGUGAGUCACAUGCAGUCAGAACCAAGAUAGCACUGACUCACAGCGUGCUGCCCACCAGCUCCUCGUCCCAGUGCAAUGCCACCCAAGAUGCCAGACAGCAGUUGUGUGCGUGACGGCCAUGAAGCUGUAAGGAUCCCCAAAGGGCUGCCUGCCAUCAUUGUACUGACAUCAGUGGUUUGCUCACAUCAUGCAGAUUGACAGCUGGACCAAAACACUGUCACCUUGGAGCUGGAGUCCCUUCCCUUUCAUCCUGUGACUGCGUGGUUGCUCCCCAGUGAGGGGCAGUGAGAAAAGGAUCGUCCUGCAGGACCUUUGUGCUCCACAGAGAUGAAGGCAGUUCUUAGGGGUUCCCCUCUUUGUAGUAGGAGCAGUGCCUGCCAUGCAGGGUUUGGUUUUGUUGCUGUGGUCUGGCUUACUGUUACCAACUGUUUCCAAUGCUUUGGUUGCUCUGGGGUGUUCCCUGACCCCUCCUGUUGCCAUCAGUUCUCUGGGGGCAGGGAAGGGGUGGUGGGAGCUGGCAGGGUGGCCACAAGGGGCUCCACAGGGGUAGAGUAGGGGCUUGGCUAGUAGAAACCAGCAGUGAGAGAUGUGCAGAAACCACCGAGCUGUUAGAUACAGCUUAAAACCACCAGGAAAAGGUGGGCUUUCAGUCCUACUGAGCUGAAAAUAGGACAUUUCUAGGGAUGUGCUUUCAACCCCAGUGCUAAGAACCCAACCUCACCACACACCUUUUGUUCCCAAGCUCACGGUGAGAAUGACAGAGGAUACCUAAGGACGAUGAUCUCACACACUUGCAGCAGGGCUGCAUUCCAGACCCUUUCCGUGGGUUGCAUUGGAAGCUCUGCAUCCCUUGCAAGCUGCUCUGUCCCCAGUGUCCAUCCUUCCAUCAUCACUAACUGCUGUUGCAGAAUUGCUGGCUGUUUUUACUUCAGCUCUGUGGGCUGCAGGGAGGAUAAAAAAGGAAGGUUUCUUCAGCUUCUUUUCCUUUUGGUUGUAGUCUUUCCUGGUUCAUUACCAGGAAUGACAAACUAGACACAGUUUCUGAGAAAACAGGCAGCUUGCCACCUGCUUCAUUAGCAGCUGGGUGCUCCUUGUAUUCCUGCAAACAGCUCUUCAGAAGCAGCAAGUACUUCAAGGCGGGUAUUAACUGGAAAAGUGCUCUUCCCCUUCUUUACGUGAAGAGCCAGUCGGAUGCUUUCUCAGAGAGCUUCUGGUUAUGAGCCAUUACUUGAAGGAGUCUUCUGCUUGUUCGGAGCAUCACAGCCGGGCACUGUGAUCUUUAUAUCCACUUUGGUGCUUUUAUAGCCCUCCCCAGAUUAUCUUGCAUGCUUACCCAUAAAGCAGGUCUCCCAUCAGUCAAACUGAUGGACUGAGCCAAGACCCCUGGAAUCUGAGACUCUUUCCUUUAACCACUGGCUCAUCAAUGUGUCCAGAUUUGUUUGUAUCUACCUUGUCCCUGUGUGCUUUAUGUGGAUGCAAGAGGAGGGCAGGAGGCUGAGCUGACCAAGCUUGCGUCUCCUUCACACAGCAGAGCACCAAUCUAAUCUAUGGCUUAAACAAUUCCUUGGUGCUUCCAAUCUUGCAGCUGUGGCAUGUCUUCAGCGAGGGGACAGGCGAUGUGCCAUCAGUUGAGGUGCCUUCACAGCCUGUCCUUGAGGAGCUUUCACUGUGAAUGAUCUUGCUCACCUUCAUCUGUGUUCUGCAGGGGUGUCUCAGCUCUCCAUUCAUCUGAUAUCUCAGGACUUUCCCCUUUCCAGAAGUGCCUUUGCCUUUGGGGAUGUUAGAAGUUAAAAUCUAUGAUGCUUUAUUGGUUUGUUUUUCUUUUUUAACCCCUUAUUUCCUUCUUUGGCUCUUAAUGUUGAUUCCAUUGCUGUGUCCUCGGGGUGUGCAGACCUUAGCGGAGGAAUGGUGUUGUUAUGGUGUUGUUGUCUGUACUUGGUUAGUAGGGUGAAAAUGAAGCUGGAAGGACACCUAGUGGCAAACUGCACCGUGUCCUCAUCCAGAUGGAGCUGUAGGGGGUCAAGGAAACGUUGUACAUUUGUCUUUUGGAACUUAGCACUACUGUGUAAAGCAACCCUAUCGUUCUGCCUUGGAUGUUUGCCUGCUCUGCUGGGGAGGUGGAUGCGGCCUCAGAGGACGUUGCUGGCUGAUUCCUUGGUAUUGUGGGGGGGAACUGAAUGUGAAAAAGGUCUUCCAGACUAAAUGUUGAUAGUCUACAGACUGUUCAGCUUUGUGCCCAGGUUUCUGAGCGUGUGAUGUAUUUUCCUGUGUGCUUUGCUAAAAAUCAGUUGCUUGUCCAGCUGCAAUUCACUUCUUACUCUUUCAAGGCUAUUGCAGACUUAACGCAGCAGCCCAGGGGUAGCAGAUUCCCUCACUCCUUUGGUCCAGCAGCAGUCGUGGAGCAAUGUAGCAGCCAACAUGUGGUGCUUUGUGGGUGGGAGAAGAGCACUCCCAUUGAGAUCCAUGGUGUGUGGGGCAACGUUGGCUUUCACCUUGGGUUAUGCCAGUUCUCUGUGGGCAGAGUAAAGCAGAGGCUGGCUAUUUGGAGAUGGCACCGGAGGAUUCCCAAAGCGUUCCCUAUCUGUAAAAGAAUCCAGGUCAGCCCAUGGCUUUGGGCAGAUGUUUUCCAGCCUUCUUCAUCCCAGAAAACAACGUGCUGUGCCUGUUCCUCUCAGACACUGAACCCCAGGCUGCCCGUGUUGCUCUCAGGAGCAUUUUGGUGCUUCUCCUGACCACUCAGUCUCCUCUUCCAGCCUGGAUUCAAAAUGCAGCCCUCAGGUGCCAGGUGAGCAUCACCGAGCGGUGAAUUAGCCAGAAAAUGUGAAGCAGCAGAGAUGCUUUGUGCUAUCAGCAUCACAGAGCGUGGCACCUUCCCCCCCUUGGUGUCCCCAUGGCGCAGAGAGCUGCCCCCCCCUGCCCUUGGUGACACCGUGUCCUCCUGCUGUCCCCCCAUUGCUAACAAUGUACAUCCUGUGUGUGUGACCGCUGAGCCACUCACUGCUGUUGCCUGGAUGUUGCACUGCUGUUACUGACUGUGGAGCAAAUCCUGGCCCAAACCAGAAACGAGAACCUAUCAGCUGCUGGGGAGCUUUCCUUGAUGCCUUUCACUGCGGAAAGACACCUCCUGGGGAAGCUGUGGGACCGGAGGCCUUCCAGCGCUGCCUGUUAUUUUCGGUCACUGAAUUUCCUGUGCACAGCACUCAUGUCCUGUUUGCUCCUAAUGAAAUUCUGUGCCUUGCCCUUGGGCCUUGUCUUUACAGACUGUCUCAUAGAAUGAGGUCUGAAGCGUUGUAAUUAGUCUGUCACGUUCCGGUUAGGGUGUACAGAGCUAUUUAUUUUGUGUACUCGGUCUGUUAAACACGGCAAUGUAUCCUGUGUAUCCCA